CCAAAGUUCAUGCUUGGGAGCUUUUGUUCGAUGCCAGCACCUCCUGCACCGCACCCACAUCACCAACAUAUCACCUCGUCAUGGCUUCACCAGCUGCGCUAGGCUCCAAAGCCUUGCGAGCUAGCCACCGCCGCAUUCCUCGAGUUGCCCUUCAAACCAGAGGCCUCGCUGCUCCAGCUUCCGGCAGCUUUCAAUACGAGACUGGAAAUGCCUCUGGCGUCAAGUACGCCGGCAGAGACAUCCCAGGAGCGACCACGACCUUGGCCGUUGUCGCAAAAGCUGGCUCCCGAUACGAACCUUUACCAGGAUACUCGGAUGCUCUCGAAAAGUUUGCUUUCAAGUCCACCACCAAGCGAUCGGCCCUUCGAAUCACCAGAGAAGCCGAACUUCUAGGUGGUGAGCUAUCAGCCUACCACUCCCGAGAAAGCCUCGUCCUCCGAGCCAAAUUCCUGCGAGAAGACCUGCCAUAUUUUACCGAACUGUUGGGCGAGAUCAUCACAAAAACAAGAUAUGCAACUCACGAGCUCAACGAGGAGGUGAUUCACGUUAUCAAGCUAGGCCAGAAGGCUCUCUUGGGCUCCCCAUUAUCCUUGGCCCUUAACUCGGUUCAUGGGACUGCUUUCCACCGCGGCUUGGGCCAGCCCUUAAAUCCAACCUCUUCCUCUCCUCUCAAAUACCUCGACGCCGAAGGCAUCGCCCAAUUUGGAGACGCCGCAUACGCAAAGGACAAUUUCGCGGUCGUCGCAAACGGUGCCGCCCACUCGGAGCUGUCCAAAUGGGUAGGCGAAUUCUUCUCAGAUGUCCAGUCUUCACAACAAAAAUUGUCCAGCCCUGCUUCCAAGUACUACGGUGGAGAAGAAAGAAUCGCACACGGAUCUGGCAACGUUAUGAUCCUCGGCUUCCCAGGAUCAAGCUCGUUCACAGCCGGAUCCUCGUACAAGCCCGAGAUUGCCGUUCUCGCCGCUCUGCUAGGAGGACAAUCGAGCAUCAAAUGGUCCCCUGGCUUUGCCCUGUUGGCCAAGGCUGGCGCUGAGAUCCCCAACGUUCAAAUCUCAACACAGCACGCCGCAUACUCAGACGCCGGUCUUCUGUACGUCACCAUCACUGGAAGCGCUAGCAGCAUUGGCAAGGCUAGCCGGAAUGUCGUCGACACCCUCAAGAAGGUUGCAGCGGGAGAGAUUGCCGAAGAAGACAUCAAAAAGGCCGUCGCUGUUGCCAAGUUCAAGGCCCUCGAAGCUGGUCAGCAGACAGAAGCUGGCCUCGAAGCUACUGGAUCAGGUCUGAUUGCAGGUGGCAAAGCAUUCCAGAUCGAUGAGGUUGCCACAGGCAUUGACAAGGUUUCCUCUGAGAAAGUCAAGGCUGCCGCCAAAUCCCUCGUCGAGUCCAAGGCAUCCGUGGCAUCCGUAGGAGAUCUGUUUGUGUUACCCUGGGCUGAGGAGAUUGGAUUGAAAGUGUAGAUGAACCCUCACCUGCUGUUGAAAACCCCCCCCCCCCCUUCUCGGGUAAGGUAUUAGACCGAUACAACGACGAGUGAGUGGCUAGGGGAGAGGGAAGAAGGCGGACGCACAACUGGAAACAAACAAACCAAAAGAAGCUGCUAACGCAAUUGAUUCCCUCUCCUAAAAAGUGAAACAUUAUUGCUUCACCAUCUACUCAUCUGUGUUGUCUGUUGAAGAAAAAGAAAAAUUCGAGACUCAAGAGUGUAAAAUUUUGUACAUACCUACGUACCGUAUCGAUGCCAUGUGAGCUAAGAAGGGAAGCAAGAAGGGGGUUCGCUGGAUGAAAUAAAUUCUCUUUUACCGA
This is a messenger RNA of Exophiala mesophila, 1803 nucleotides long. RefSeq lists its product as uncharacterized. Bases 81 to 1457 code for a protein of 458 amino acids. The record is from RefSeq and is a predicted model, not a curated record. The transcript has 4 exons. Gene Ontology annotation, molecular function: metal ion binding. NCBI's taxonomy places the organism in Eukaryota, Fungi, Ascomycota, Eurotiomycetes, Chaetothyriales, Herpotrichiellaceae. Gene Ontology annotation, cellular component: mitochondrion.